This is a messenger RNA of Lolium rigidum, 3508 nucleotides long. RefSeq lists its product as uncharacterized. The transcript has 7 exons. The record is from RefSeq and is a predicted model, not a curated record. NCBI's taxonomy places the organism in Eukaryota, Viridiplantae, Streptophyta, Magnoliopsida, Poales, Poaceae. Gene Ontology annotation, molecular function: DNA binding. The coding region runs from base 196 to 3045 and encodes 949 amino acids.
CCAGCCUCCCUUCGCCGCCAAACCCCCCCUUCCUCCUACUCCUUCCCCGGUGGUGCGAGCAGGUGCGCCGGCCGGCGCGCGCUGUUUUCCGAGGACCGACCGCGACCGCGGGGAGGGGAGCAAUGCUGUGAGAUGAGAUGGUAGUGGCUCGCCGCCCCCAGAGGUGCAGGUGUAAAUGCAAUCCAAACAUCCGGCAUGAGCCCCCUCUCCGAGCUGGUCUGGUCUCCGGAUGAUGGUCUCAGCAUUAAAAUCGCAGCCUCCAGCCUAAGCACAAGAAAAGCCUCUCUUCGCUGGAAUGCGGAUACUCUGAACAUAGUCAUAUCUUCGCCUCAACCAAGUGGCGGCGGCGGUGCCAGUGCCAGGAAGAGUGGUGAUAACGUAGAUGCCUCAGUAAGGGAUGCUGGAGAAAUGCCGUCGCAGCUACGAACUUCCAGUGACAGUACAGUGAGAGUAUCCAUGGCUAGUCCAAAUAGAACACGAAACCUUGAUGCGCAACAAUCUACUUCUAUAAGAUCACAGGAACAAGAUUCAAAAUGCUGUGGAGGGAUCAAUUUGAUGAACGAAGAGAAAGAAUUGUCUGACAACUGCUCUGCAGAUAAGCCGAAUAAAGAGGAAGUGCGUACUUCUCCCACAAGAUACUGCAAGGACGCUUCUCACAGCGUGGCUUCCAAAAAUAGUGCCCUGCGUAGUAUUUCAGAAAAACAGAUCUACUGUGCAACCACUGUCCCUAAUGGAAGAUCCUGGGCAGAUAAUACCUGGCGUGCUCGAUUAGUAAAAGCAAUUAGUCAGAGGGACUAUGUUUUGCCGAACAAUGCAUUGAAUGCAGAGUCACCUUUUGGUAAUACCAGAAAGGUUCCAGUAAAGUUGUCAGGUUUUCUAGAUAACAAAAGUGAUAAUCACCAAGAUCAGGUGAUGCAGGAAAAACAUAAUGGUAAUCGCCAAGAUCAGGUUAUGCAGGAUAACCAUGAUGGUAAUCCCCAAGAUCAGGUUACACAGGGAAAUCAUAAGGAUGAGCCUAUUCUUGCUAGAUGUGAGUCAACAUCUGGUGUUAACCCUGUUUCAAAAUGUGACUCAGCAUCUGGUGUUAAUCCUGUCACAAGAUAUGAGUCUACAACGGAUGUUAAUCCUACAAAGCUUGAGAAGGGCAAAGAAAAGGUCAUGCACGACCAGAGCAAUUGUGUUAGCAAAACAAAGCAGGAUGAUGAUAGCAAUGAGAGUAUGGAGAGCUGCCCAAGUAUGAAAGCUCCAAAGAGAGAACAUGCACAAUACUCCACAUGCGAGAUGUCUUCUCGAAGUAAAAGAUUUAGAAGGGAAUACAAUGAGAGUUCUUGCUCAGGAUUGUUGCCUAGAAAUGGUAGCUCGUUCUUUAACUGGAUGUCAUCUCUGACUAAUGGAUCAACCAUGCUUGAUAGAGGCACUACUGUUGUUUCACUUGAUCAGAAGCUUUCAGAGGCUACAGGACAUGAACUAGCAGAACAUUCAAUGGAGCUUCAAAAAAACAUCAGAAUCCCUCUGCAGCCUGUUGGCUUCAAUUCUCUUUUUCAAUCUCUUUAUUGCCGUAAUGUUAUGACAGCUUCAAGAGAUACCAGUGAUCAGUCAGAAAUGGAUUGCAUUGAGCGCGAAGCUGACAGACUAGCACUGAAUCUAAAUGGUAGCAAUUCUAUGCUCGGCAAAAAGAUUAGUAUGGGCAGAGGAACUGUUGAUGUGGCUAUUGAGGAUUUAGCUGCUGACAGCCUUCAAGAGGAUUCAGGUGGUGGUAAUGGCAAUUUUAGAGAUCAAACUGGAGUUCUCCCUUUGAGAGCCGGAAGAAACUUCAAGAUACCCAACGCCAGCAAGUCGUGUUCUAGAACUGUCAUAGAAAAACAAAAUGAGUGCCAUGCCAGCUCUUUGAAUGCUGCAACGGGUAUUAAUGGUGGAUUCACUGAAAGCUUGUGGGUAAGUCGUCUUUUGCCAAAAACCUCAAUGAAACUGAUGGAUGCAACACCCUGCAAUGUAAACAGUGAUUUGUGUGCUGUCAGUCCAAAGGGUGCAGGUGAUAAGUUGUAUCCUUCAUCUCAGCAGAAGUUUAAUGUGGAGAAAGAAUUCUACAAUUCACAAUACUUUACUAGCACAGGAAGUGACAAUGGGACAACAAGCAGCAAAUGUCCAGUGAUUCCUCAAGAAGAGCAUAAGCAGUCAGAAACUAUGGCUUCCAUUCUCGCAAAGAGAUUGGAUGCACUCAGACAUGCAAAGACCUCAGCAGUAAGGUUAGCUAUCUCAUGUGAUUACGAAAUAUCUGAAGAGCGUAAUCAGAGAAAGAGUCCUUUUGUUAAUUACAGCAGCCAUGAUGGACUAGAGGCAGGACAAGAAACUCAAAAAUCUUCUAGUGGACAUGGACGGCUAGUUUUAUGGGUAGGUGACAAAGGUAAGGAGCAAUUAUGUCCUGGCAGUGACGAGGAAUCAAGAGGAAACAUGUUAUCUCGAGGUGAAGGUCAGCAUUGUGGAGGGAGCAUCGCUGGAAAGACUGUAGCUCCUCAUGAUAAUUUAGAAGCAAACACAUCUGCUGAAUAUAAUGAUGGAAAAGGAUUAAAAAAUAAGGAAGUGGGUUCAGAUUCCAUGGAGAGUCUGCGACAAAACAAACAAAUUGUACCCUAUGGUAUUAUCUCCAGUGAUGUAUGUGAUCAAUCAAGUAUUAUUUUUGGAGCCUUGCAGAGGCUUCGUUUGUCUCGAUCAGAUAUCAUCAGAUGGUUCACGUCACCAAUAAUGCACACUACCUUAGAUGGCUUUUUCUUGCGUCUACGAUUUGGUAAAUGGGAAGAAGCAUUGGGUGGCACAGGAUACCAUGUCGCACGCAUAAAUGGAGCAUUGGAUAGGAACCGCCUCUCUGUAACAAUCAGGAACUCAACUUGCCAAGUAGAUUCUCGCUUUGUAUCCAACCAUGAAUUCCAUGAGGAUGAGCUGAAGGCAUGGUGGUCUGCUGCCAUGAAGGGUGGCUGGAAACUACCAUCAAAAGAGGAACUUAGCAAGAAGUUAAGAGAAAGAGAACUAUUUCGUUUUCAAAAUUGAUCGAAUCAGCAUGACAACCCUUGAUGGCAGUACCAUAAUCUGGAGAUUUCUGUCUCGGCAGUCAUUUUAUCUGGAAUUUCCAGUGAUGCAAAGAAUUACAGUUAGUCAGGCUACAAUGCUAUUCUUGCCAUUCUCAGAAGUAGCAAUAGCCCAGUGGUAGGAUCGCAGUGGCAUUUGGUAUCUCACCCGGGUGGGCUGCACUUUAAGAUCAUGGGCUCUCAGCCGGUGAACUAGAUGUUAAUUUUUGACCAUCCUUGGUGCAGUGAUAGAUUCACAGUGGUAUAUUGAGAGAAUGAUCAGCUUGUACUAGUAUAUGAUGCUAUUUUACGAUGGGAUAGGUUAUUGUGUGGAGAUCCUAUUUGUAAAUAGGAAGCUACUACCAGGACAGUGCAACACUGUACGAUGUUAACUAUAACUUAGAAUACGAUGAAUGUUCAGUGCUUGUGGGUGUCCUUUUCUCUAA